This is a messenger RNA of Spinacia oleracea (spinach), 2788 nucleotides long. RefSeq names its product endoplasmin homolog. The transcript is spliced from 15 exons. Gene Ontology annotation, biological process: protein folding. The record is from RefSeq and is a predicted model, not a curated record. Gene Ontology annotation, molecular function: ATP-dependent protein folding chaperone; ATP binding; ATP hydrolysis activity. Lineage: Eukaryota; Viridiplantae; Streptophyta; Magnoliopsida; Caryophyllales; Amaranthaceae. The coding region runs from base 91 to 2523 and encodes 810 amino acids.
AAACAAAACAUAAGAUUUAGAAAUCAAAUCUUGAAAUCACCUCUAUAAUUUCAGGAGAGAGAAAAUUGAGUGUAGAAGAUACUAGAAACGAUGAAGAAGUGGACUGUAACGUCUCUCCUUUUUCUGUUGUGCCUCCUCUUUCUUCUACCAGAUCAAGGUAGGAGAAUACACGCGAAUGCCGAAGAGGAUGCGGACGAAUUAGCAAACCCGCCUAAGGUCGAGGACAAGCUUGGGGCUGUUCCUCAUGGUUUAUCAACUGAUUCCGAUGUUGUUAAAAGGGAGUCGGAAUCCAUGUCGCGAAAAACACUUCGCAACACUGCGGAGAAGUUUGAGUUUCAGGCUGAGGUGUCCCGGCUUAUGGAUAUUAUUAUCAACUCUCUUUACAGCAACAAGGACAUUUUCUUGAGGGAGCUUAUCUCCAAUGCUUCAGAUGCAUUGGAUAAGAUUAGAUUCUUGUCACUCACUGAUAAAGAGGUCCUUGGGGAAGGUGACAAUGCCAAACUUGAAAUUUUGAUCAAACUGGAUAAAGAUAAGAAGAUUCUCACAAUUCGGGACAGAGGUAUAGGAAUGACAAAGGAAGACCUCAUUAAGAACCUCGGGACCAUUGCAAAAUCUGGCACUUCAGCCUUUGUGGAGAAGAUGCAGACAAGUGGAGACCUUAACUUGAUCGGGCAAUUCGGAGUUGGGUUUUAUUCUGUUUAUCUUGUUGCUGACUAUGUUGAAGUUAUCAGCAAACACAACGAUGACAAACAACAUGUUUGGGAAUCUAAGGCUGAUGGGCAAUUUGCAAUUUCCGAGGACACAUGGAAUGAACCUCUAGGUCGUGGUACUGAGAUUAGAUUGCAUCUCCGAGAGGAGGCUGGAGAGUACUUGGAAGAGGCUAAAUUGAAGGAUUUGGUGAAGAGAUAUUCCGAAUUCAUUAAUUUCCCCAUUAAUCUGUGGGCAACCAAGGAAGUGGAAAAAGAGGUUCCAGCGGAUGAUGAUGAUUCGAGCGAUGAAGAGGAAACCUCCGAAAGCAGUUCUGAGGAAGAAACUGAAGAAGAGAAAGAAGAUGAGGAAACUGAGAAGAAACCAAAAACGAAGACAAUCAAAGAAACAACUCAAGAAUGGGAACUUUUGAAUGAUGUCAAGGCCAUAUGGCUACGUAAUCCAAAGGAGGUCACUGAGGAGGAGUACACAAAAUUCUACCAUUCUUUGGCUAAGGAUUUUGGUGAUGAAAAGCCUAUGUCGUGGAGUCACUUCAAUGCUGAAGGUGAUGUUGAGUUCAAGGCUGUUCUCUUUGUUCCUCCAAAAGCUCCUCAGGAUUUGUACGAGAGCUACUACAACAACAACAAAGCUAGUAUCAAAUUGUACGUUAGGCGGGUUUUCAUCUCUGAUGAAUUUGAUGAGCUUUUGCCCAAGUAUCUCAGCUUCUUGCAGGGACUUGUUGAUUCAGACUCACUCCCACUGAACGUGUCACGAGAAAUGCUUCAACAGCACAGCAGCCUGAAAACAAUCAAGAAAAAGCUAAUUAGGAAGGCCCUUGACAUGAUUCGCAAGAUUGCUGAUGAGGAUUCUGAUGAAGAUGAUGGCAAGGACAAAAAGGAUGUCGAGAAGUCUGCAGAAGAUGAUGAGAAGAAGGGUCAAUAUGCCAAGUUCUGGAAUGAAUUUGGCAAGUCAGUCAAACUUGGCAUUAUCGAGGAUGCUGCAAACAGAAACCGACUGGCCAAGCUUCUAAGAUUUGAAACUACAAAAUCCGGUGGAAAGUUAACUUCACUUGAUAAGUACAUCUCAAGAAUGAAAUCUGGGCAGAAGGAUAUCUUCUACAUAACAGGUACCAGCAAGGAUCAAUUGGAAAAGUCUCCGUUCCUUGAAAGGCUAUCGAAGAAAGGCUACGAGGUCAUUUUCUUCACUGAUCCUGUGGAUGAGUAUCUGAUGCAAUACCUUAUGGACUAUGAAGACAAGAAGUUCCAAAAUGUUUCCAAGGAGGGUUUGAAACUUGGCAAGGACUCCAAAGAGAAGGAGCUAAAGGAGUCUUACAAGGAGCUGACUAAGUGGUGGAAAGGUGCUCUUGCAAGUGAUAAGGUGGACGAUGUUAAGAUAAGCAACCGUUUAGCGAACACUCCUUGUGUUGUUGUGACUUCGAAGUUUGGUUGGAGUGCGAAUAUGGAGAGAAUCAUGCAAUCUCAAACACUCAGUGAUGCUAACAAGCAGGCAUAUAUGCGGGGUAAGAGGGUGCUUGAGAUCAACCCUAGACACCCCAUCAUUAAGGAGCUCCGUGAGAGAGUAGCGACAGAUCCAGAGGAUGAGGGCGUCACACAAACAGCACGGCUCAUGUACCAGACAGCUCUCUUUGAGAGUGGCUUCGUGCUGGAUGACCCUAAGGAUUUUGCUACUCGUGUAUAUGAUUCUGUGAAGUCUAGCCUUAGCAUCAACCCUGAUGCAGCAGUUGAGGAAGAAGAUGAGGCAGAGGAGCCUGAGAUCGAAAUGAAGGAUGAUUCUUCAUCAAAGGACGAAACUGACAGUGUCAAGGAUGAAUUAUAGACAGACACCUGAUUGAUUAUUUCAUGAGCCCUUUGGAAGACUCGUGAGUGCCAUCCCUAGGAAAAUGAAUUUUUAUCACUCUAGAUUAAUGUAAAACAUAACUAAACAGAAUUUUGUCUCGACCAUCAUAUAGCUUUUUUUAGAAGUAGAACAGAAUGUUUCACGAGUUUUUUAUUUAUUCCGAAAUACUAAUCGUAUAGCCACUUAUUUACGGAGUACUCCGUACUUACGUAAGUGGAAUGCUUUUGGUUAGCCUUCAACUUCA